Molecule: messenger RNA, 339 nt
Organism: Durusdinium trenchii
Lineage: Eukaryota; Dinophyceae; Suessiales; Symbiodiniaceae
Source: the annotation of a GenBank genome assembly
AUGCCGGAGAUCACCAAGUCGGUGCAGUUCGAAAACAUUGCCCGCGAGUGGCGCUGCAAGUGGUCUGCCGACAAGGACAAGGCCUCCCUGGAAGCAGCACAGGAACUCUUGAAAUCGGUAAUAGCAGAUGUGAAGGCGGUGGCUGGGGUCAAGAGCGUGCAGCGCGUGGUCUGUGGUGGAUGCCUUGACUUCAAGGUGGUGGUCAAAGUUGCAGCCGACCAGUUCGGAGAUUGGGAGAAGGCCAAGUUUGCCCCGGAAGAAAGCUUUCUUGAGAAGCUCAAGGCCAUCGAGGGGAUCUCCAUCGUCGAGACCCAGACCUAUACUCUGGAAGAGAUGUGA